Zophobas morio is the source of this 2404-nucleotide messenger RNA. Its product is annotated as secretory phospholipase A2 receptor-like. The record is from RefSeq and is a predicted model, not a curated record. NCBI's taxonomy places the organism in Eukaryota, Metazoa, Arthropoda, Insecta, Coleoptera, Tenebrionidae. The transcript is spliced from 8 exons. Bases 410 to 1645 code for a protein of 411 amino acids.
AGUGAGGGCAACCAACGCAUGUACCGCAGUGUUUUAACGAUUUUAAAGCGCGGUGUUCUGUUAAAUUAUACGGAAAAGUGUCAUUAAACUUUUUCGCGGAGUGUGUAAAUAGAAAACGCAAGUGAAAAAACUGAUGCUGCAGCGGAUCUCAAAGGCUCGCUAAAGCCGUGCAAUCGUCGGACCGUGGUCGAUUACAUCGAUGUUCUUGAAUUACACUACAAAGGAAAAUAAGACAGUGCUUCGAAUCGCAACAAAGUAAAAACUGAUAAGAUUUUUUAGUGAGUACGCUGCAAUCGCGGGUUUGCCGUAACCGUGAACUCCUGUUGACUUGACUGUUUUUAAUUAAAAUGUGCCGCAAUCUUGAACAGACGUAUUUUUAAAAAGUGUUGAGGUUGGUUUGGUUGUUGGAAUGCCGAAUUUUGGCACCCGGGACGUCGCCGGCGUCGUGCUGCUGCUGAUUGUUAUCACUUCAGAGUCACUUACUCGAUCCAGUUAUGUGUGUCCAAAGAAAUUCGUUGCGAUUGGAAGAAAGUGUUACUACUUCAGCAAGGACGAAGCAGCCUGGCACGAUGCCCACUUUCGAUGUAAAAGUCUCAAUAGCAGUCUGGCCGUAGUCACCAAAUCGCAGCAAGAAAUAACGAUAAGGCGAUAUCUGAACAGGAGGAAAGAUGGUAAGCACGAGAGAUGGCUGGGCGGAAGAUACAACGACCGACAAUCAAGAUGGGUUUGGGGCGAAAAUGGAAAGCCUUUAGCCUUCUAUGCAUUUUCAAGAAUGAACUACAACGACCCAAAAUGGGCAUGGCACUGUAUUAUUGUAGACCCUCAGCGCCAGAACAAGUGGAGUGCCAGAAGUUGCGUCGAAGAGAAACGCUACAUUUGCCAAAGGUCAGUAUUAGGCAAGAGAAAAUUCAACAGGAGCAAAUGCUACACUUCGAGCGAUCGCGACGCCAGAGAGCUUUGUGCAAAGCAGAAAGUCGGAGAAUCAGCCCCUGGAUACUUAGUGAAGAAACCAGUGAAACCACGAAAACCCAACCCUUACCACGUGGCCACCUUCGUCUGCCCUACCCACAUGAUCCUCGUAGGGCGAAAAUGUUACUUCUUUAGUCCAGAAAAAGCUAGUUGGAGCAAUGCCUACUGGUCAUGCCGAGACAACAAAACCAAACUGGCUGUCAUCACCACCAAAAUGCAGGACAAUAUUCUUCGAGGAUUCCUGAAAGGGACCUUUACAGCAGAAAAACACGAACGCUGGAUUGGCGGAAUUUUCGACUGGAAGCAGCAAAAGUGGAAAUGGGCCAUGAGUGGUCGAGUCAUUCGUUAUAAACACUUUGCAAAAGAGGCGUUAGUGACAAGCAAAAAUAAUACUCACCAUUGUAUAACCUUGGACCCCGAGUUUGAUAAUUUAUGGAAUUCGAAAAAUCGACUAGAAGAGAAACACUACAUUUGUCAAGCCAAGUCAAAAUCUGUGGUCAAGUAUAAUAAGACGCUUCAGGCUACCGAAUUAACUAAACCUGACGCUACAGUUGUGAUCAACGCGGUUGAGAGUGAUAACAGAAAUCAGACGAAUAAAAAAAUCGAAGCUCCUAUCACUUAUAAAACUCCGGCACAUUAUAAUAAUGAAGUUACCGAUAAGUAUGUCUAUAAUUAGAAUGAGGGUAGUUGUGGAAACCCAAAAUGACUGUAACUUGCGUUAUGAUUGUGUUCAUUGUGUUAAUUCCUGAUUGCACUGUUGAAAAAUGAGUUCUUUUGGUAGAUCAACAUCGGCAAAACAACACACGUUUUAAAUUCCACAUCAUAUCGAAUUAAUGUUAUUAUCUAGUGCUUCCUAAUCUUAGGUACAGCUUAGUUUGUACUCUUACUUAGUGACUGCCAUUUAUUUAAAUAUUAUUAUUUAUUUUUUAUACAAAUUUUAUUACUUCGUAAAUGUAUUACUGUCACAAAUUCUGUGUAUGAUUGUAUAUAACUGGUGUUUAUAACGCACUCUUAUCUGUAAUUUUACGAUAGAGAGAAAUGGUAUUUUACAAAAUAACACUACAAACAAUAAUUAUUCUACAAAAAUUUGCAGUGUUUUUAUUUUACCUUAUAUUUGUUGCAAAUAUUUAUAUAUCAGACUUAAACUAAGUCUUUUAGGAGAAAAAUUGAAAACAAUAUUUCCUUAUUUUUACAUUAGUCGUCUACGUAAUUUUUGAGUCAAAAAAACAAACUUUUUCCACGUGGAAAAUGCGUUUGUGAAAAUUAUUAAUACAUGUUACACGUGAGCUCAACGUGUAGUUCUUAUACAUGCAUUCAUACGUAGAACUCGUGCUGUAACAAUUUCAUGUAUUAAAAUUACUGUAAUCUUUAUUCUUUGUGAUUUUUCCCUUUUGUAUAAUAUUAUUGCAUGAAACAAAUACAUCAUAAUAUCUUA